GCCCUGGAGGACAGAGGGGGGACAGGGAGGGGUCAGCGCACAGCCUCACAGACUCGGAGGCAAAGCUGCCACCAAAAGUCAAGGAAGGAGGACGUCCAGGAAGGGAAGGACCCCAGAACAUCCCACAGUUCCAACUGACCCUUGUUCUUUCCAAGCAAGCAGGCCUCUGGCCCCUGGCCAGGUUCUCUGCUGGCUCCCCUUCAGCCCAUCUCAGUCAGCUGUCACCCCGGACUCACCUCCUCUUUCCCAGGCCCUUCACAUCUACAGUCAGCUCCGGUCUUUUCCCGGUUAAUCACUUCCUCACCCUCUAGCCAGGCCCUUGACUCUUUUCAUUUCCUCCACCCCAUGGCUUCUGCUUCUCACAGGCUUCCGGUGAAGGGGAGUUGUCAGAGGCAUACAACCACACCCUUCUCUGCCAGGUGGAGGUGAGAACAAGGCCCCCUCCCAGCUGCUCACCCUUCCCGUGGUCUGGCUUCUGCUGAGGAUGCUGAGGGAGCCCUACCCUAGACACGGCCUCGCUCAGCCUCACCCCAGAGGCCAAGAGAAACAAGCAAGAGCCUGGCUUGCCUCUAAAAAUACACACCAGGGCUCCUGGAGGGCAGGGCCCUGUGGCUCUUUCUUUUAUGAACUUGUCAGCACAGUGUCAGGGAUUAAAGGGUGUGAUAUUUUAAUAAUCAAAAGAAUAAUAAACAACCACCUGAGUGGGCCAAGGCUGUGGAGUGGAGGCAGCUCUACCAGACAGCCCUGAGCCAGCAACCCCACACCCUGAUAAGGUUGGCAGUGAGACUUAAAUCACUUCCUCCCUCAGUGCAGAUGAAGCUGUUUGAAGUCCAGCGGAACUGGCACAGGAGCGAGCCAGGCCAGGGGGCUGCACAGCAGAGAGCUGCUAAGUCCUGUUUCUGUACCUCCGGCCAGUGCACACUUGUGGAAUAAGCCAGGAAAAAAGUCUGGUGGUCAGUGACCCGAGGAACAAGAAGGGAGUGGCUAGGGUUAGGAUGCCAGGCCUUGGCCAACUGGUUUGGACUCAGGGGUGUACGGAACCAGGAAGUGUUACUCAACUCAGAUCCCCCUGCUUCUCCUAUCAGCCCCACCCCUCCUCCUCUCUCCAGGGCUGGAGAGUUGCCCUCCCAGCCAGGCCUACGUCCUAGGCUUGACCCAGCCCCUUCCCCAGAGAGGGUCCCCAAAUGAGGCCCAGGCAGCCUGAUGGGAAGAACUGGAGGUAGUAGGACCUUGGCCCACAAUUGUCCUCUCCCGCCCUGAGGCCAUCCAGAAUAAAUGGAGGAAGGAUGAGGAAAUGGAACAGCCAGACUUGGUGUCAGGUCAAGGGGAGGGCAGUUCUCCCCUCUCCAAGGUAAUUCUGCUCUGCUGAGAAAACCUAAAGUCACCCUUGGCAUGCCCCAAGCCCAGCCCUGGGAGGAGCCAGCCCUUUAUAGGCCUCCUUCCCCAUCCCUGUGGGCUCUGCUAAUGAGGGCCUGUCACCGGGUCCCAGGGCUGAGUCACCCACACCAGCAACAGGUCUCUCUCUUCCUUCCCCAACAAUCAUUCCACACACCUGCCUUUCAAUUAACCCCACCUCCCCGAGCCCCACCCCAGACUCCUGGGGGCUGGGGGACCAGGCCUGCCUGCAAGGGCCUAGGGCACAGGGGCUGCGAGGCAAGAGGUAGCUGGUGACACACAAGCUGCCCCUACAGGAGUCCCCAGAGGAAUCUUACGCUCCCCAGUGCCCUGGGGUGUUGGCCGCGCUGCCCCAGUCCCUGCCUGCGGAUGCUGCAAUUACCUCAGAGCGUGAAACCGGGCUUCCCACCUGACUGAGUCAGCUGAAGACAACAACAUAUCUCCAGCGCACACUAGCACACAGCCAAGCCACUAGUCAGAGGCCAGGAGCCAUGGCAGAGAGGCAAGCCCUGCGCUGGGGAAGGAGAAAAAUCCACCUCUGACUGCGGGAGAGCUGCCCUCACUCAGGCUCCGUAAGUGCUCUUCCCUCCUCUCAGGGUUUUUCCACUGCCCUGUCAAGUAUCCAGGUCACUCCAGUCCCUCUGGGAAACUCCCACCAGGAACUCCCAGUUCCCUGCUGUCCCGGACAAGAUCACCCACUUCCGCGGACCUCUGCUCACCAUCCAGGACACUUGUGCUGAACAGAAAGCUGGAGGCCUCUGCUUCUCACCAUUCACUGCUCCAGCGGACCCGAUGGUCCCCAGCUGCCCUUGAACCAGGCUUCUGAGGUACCAGGCUAGUCUGCUGGCUCCCUAGGGCCCCAUGGAGACCUGGCGGAAAGGCUCCUUCCGCAGCGCCUCCUUCUUCAAGAGGCUGAGUCUGGGGCGGCCGCGGCGACUGCGGCGACAAGGCAGCGUGCUCAGCCAGGCCAGCACAGCCGGUGGGGACCACGAGGAGUAUAGCAACCGAGAGGUCAUCAGGGAGCUGAGAGGGAGACCUGAUGGGCGGCGCCUGCCACUGUGGGGGGACGAGCAGCCCCGGGUGACCCUGCUGGCCCCGCCCAAGCCCCCGCGCCUCUACCGAGAAAGCUCCAGCUGCCCCAACAUCCUGGAACCCCCGUCGCCCUACACUGCUGCCUACUCAGCGACCCUGCCCUCUGCGCUCUCCCUGGCGGAAGCCCUUCACCAAUACACAGAGGAGGAGCUUCUGGACACGCCCCCCUGCCAGAGGACACCUGCUCCGGACCUCAGUGAUCCCUUCUUCUCCUUCCAAGUGGACCUGGGGAUUUCACUCCUUGAGGAAGUUCUACAGAUGCUGAGGGAGCAAUUUCCCAGUGAGUCCAGCUUCUGAAUGGGGGGCAGGUGGGCAGAGGUGGGGCAACGGGAAGAGCCUGAAGCCUGGGGAUCCAGAGAGGGAGGGGACAGUCGUGGAUUAAGAAAAAGGUAGGGAUAGGAAUCCUGCUUGCCCUCUGGGUCCUGAACAGUCCUCUGAGUCACGCCUGAGUGGAGGGACAGAGGUGCAGAGGCUAGUUGCAGAUGUGCGGGGGGUGGGCACCUGCUGGCAGGAGCCCUGAAAGCAGAGAGCUGGGUUGGAAAAGGGAGGCCACAUGGCCACCAGAGGGACCAAGGCCAGCAGGGGGAGGGCGGCAUAAGGCAUGGUCAGGGAAUGGAGGACACAAAGACCAGGCACAACAGCUCCCUCUGAUGCCACUGCCAACAGAGAGAGGUUACAAACAGGCCUGGGCAAAAAGUGUUCCAAUCCAGGCUGGAGAGGAAAGAUCUCAGGAGAGAGAGAUGAGCCAGGCCCAACCUUGUCCAACAUGGUAGCCACUAGCUACAUGUCUCCGUUUAGCCAUAUAUGAUUAACAGCUACCACACUGAAUGGCACAGAAUGAGCGUUAACACUGUUGGAGAAAGUUCUGUUGGGCAGCGCUGGCCUAGACUAUGGCCUGGGGCCUGGUGGGUUAGGGGAAGCAUGUGGGGCCUGUGAGGGAAGGGAGGGGCUGGCACAGUUGGAAGUGAGGCAGGAAGAGAUGGAGAGUAACUCAGGAAAAAGGCCCAACAAAUGACUAGCAGAGAAGGGGGCAUGAGAAACUCAAAGUGCCAACACAGCUGCCUGGAGCACCCCCUGGAGCCCAAGGACGCUGGCUCUAGGGAAUGCCAGCUUAUGAAGGGGGCUUUGGGGAACUCCCAGAAUUAUGAGUGAGGGGGGUCCCCGGGAAAGGCAGCAAAAAUGGUGGCAGGUUUCCCUCCUUCCUGUGUCUAAGAGGCUAUCAGAGGACUGGAUUGGGAAUGGACUCAAAGCUCCUGGCUAUUAUGGUGAAGAGGCACAGCUGGUCUCCAGAAUCCUCACCAGGACUGAGAAGCUCUGCUCUGCUCACAACCUCUGAUGACAGGGGCUAUGGUCCCACCCUGAGGCCUGGAAAGAAGAUCUGGAGCCAGAGCCAAACUGGCUGCAUGUGGUUCUUUCACUCAGGCCUUUGCAGGCAUGGCAGAAGGAGAGGGAGGCCUGGAUGCACACUGCCUCCACGACCCAAACCUGUGGCCUUCCCUCGUCCUGUGUGGAUGUGCUGAGCUGAAUGGCUCCCCCAUGGGCACAGGAGAUGAUGAAUAAAGUUCUGUAUAACACA
Molecule: messenger RNA, 4063 nt
Organism: Phacochoerus africanus (Common warthog)
Lineage: Eukaryota; Metazoa; Chordata; Mammalia; Artiodactyla; Suidae
Gene: C2H15orf62
Product: chromosome 2 C15orf62 homolog
Exons: 1
Coding region: 2257-2784 (175 amino acids)
Source: RefSeq, a predicted model, not a curated record